Molecule: messenger RNA, 1764 nt
Organism: Peniophora sp. CBMAI 1063
Lineage: Eukaryota; Fungi; Basidiomycota; Agaricomycetes; Russulales; Peniophoraceae
Source: the annotation of a GenBank genome assembly
AUGGAUUACACUGCUCGGCUGCCUGUAGAAACCAUUUGCCAGGUGCUCAUAUGCGCUCAGGACGCGGAUCCCGUUCCUUCAAUCAAGGCCAUGGAGGAAUGGGCCAAGGAUAAUCGUGUUGAUGCACAAAAUUCUCGGAAUCACCUCACACGUCGUUUGGCCUGGGUCAAUACGACGCACGUCUGUGCCCGCUGGCGCGCCGUGGCAUUUGCUACAUCCAGCCUUUGGAGUGAAAUGCCGAUCGUCCUUGGCCCUCACUGGGUGAAGGAAUUCGUCGCGCGAGGCCAAUCCGGGCCUAUAACGGUUCAUUGGGAAUCAGUGCGGAGGAUCACCGCGUCAGGCGACAAAGGGCCCUUUCGCAUGUUGCCCGAAGAGAACUUCUUGUUGUCUUGCCACGAAAGAGUGCGCAAUCUGGUUGUUGUGCUCGGCGUCGACUCCCUCCCCCGCGGCUCGUGGCCUAUGCUCGAAGAUCUGACUUACACUCUUACGAUGCGCGUGGUGAAUAGACGCUAUCGUCCGCCCGUAAUGGAUGUCUCUAUGUUCGACGGCGAUCUCCCCCGUCUUCGCUCUUUGACCUGGGAUCGAAUCCCUUCGAGUAUCUUUCCAUGGGGGGCACAGUGUAUACGGCAUCUUACCCGUCUAUCUAUGUUAUUUGACGAUAACAGUAUCGUGACCGAUAACUUGAACCAGUUCCUGAAUAUGCUCGAAGGCAUGAUGCAUCUGCAAGAUCUGCGUCUCCGUGCAAGAACCAGUACCUGGCCAGAGGCCGGUGCGAUCGUCUCAAACACUCCUGCCGGACGGACAGUGUCUAUACCUCUCAAAGUCCUGGCUCUGGCGGCCACUCUUCCCAUAUUAACCGAGCUCAUGAAACAUAUCAUCCCACCGCCCACUGUCCGAGUCCUCGUGCGCGUUAUCGCACGGAACGUCACGUCAUUAUCUUCAAACGCGAUGCAGGGCGUGCUAUCUUUGUGUCGGAAAGCUCGAGGGUGGCUUGAGAUGUCGCUCUCUUCUUCGCCGUUUAUCACAGCCGAGGUCAUUGAGCUUCGGCACGAGGCCGAAACGCAGAUUCGCUUCUCUCGUUCACCUGCCUUUCCCGCAUCUAUCGCUACAAUUCUGGAGACGAAAGGUUGGGACCACGCUAUAGAAGACACCCACCUUGAUGUUGCGAUCAGCCUUUAUCUCCACAACAUCGCUGCUUAUGGCGACAUAGUAACCGCAUUGGUCCACGAAAUGGCGCCGCAGGGAAUCAGAGCGUUGUCUAUGGACUUCUAUGAACCGAGGGCGUUCUCUUCGUUCAUACCUCACAUGAUGCACCAUGCUGUGUACCGCGAUGUGCAGUGCCUGCGCUUAUUCUCCGACAAUGCCCCCGUUUAUCUCGGGGAUAUGAUACAUUCUUUGAAUACGACCUAUCUCGUCCCCCUCCCCGCCACCAAGAUCCUGGCAAUACAUCCAUCGGGUCUAGCGUCCAUCGCCAAUCUCGAACCUCACGAAUCAAGAGACGGCACAGGCGGCCUCGGCGACUUCCUAAUCGCGCGUCGUGAGGCGAAUGCACCGAUACAUACCGUUUACAUCGGCGCGGUCGAAGAUGUGCAAGAUGCUUGCGCUCGACUGGUGGGAGUAGGCGAGGAUGUUGUGGCGGAGAGCCAGAUGGAUGAGCUCGUCAAUGCGUUCAACGUGCUUAAGGGAAGGUCCGAAGUGACGUUCAUAUCAAAGGACGUGCGGGCUUUGUACGCUCAGGAUAUGUGGAAGGCGGUGAUGGGUUAG